AUUUUCAAUUCUCUAUUUAUAUCAACUCCUACCCUAGACACCAUAAGCCAUAACAAUUUUUUUGCAUCUUCAAAACCAAGAAGAUCAAAAAGUCUUGUGUCCAUUUUGUCCUUUUCAACAACACACAAAAUCUUUGUUUGUUUAUUUCUGGGGUUUCGAUUUGUUUACAUCGAUUUGCUCAACAGGGUCAACUUCGUAUUCAUCGAGAUGCUGACCAUUAGAAAGAAAAUGUGGAUGUUUUCUUGCUAAUUUUUGUUUUCCCCAUAAUUUGUUUAAAGUUCACAUUUUAUUUUUUUUAAUCUUUUUAGUUUACAUCUUCUAUGGCAGUUAUGUUCUCAACUAUCACAAUUAACACUCAAUCUGCUGCCAAGAUUUUCUCAAUUUUCAAGAUUGUCCCUCGAAUGAUCUCUUUUUGGUUUGCUCCGACAACUCGCCCUCCGGGAGCUGACCCUUAGAUGGUACUAUCAAAUUUGUUUUUGAAUCCCAGUGACUAAAAAUCUUAGUUUUAGUAACUUAUGGUUUGUUGAAUCUUGUUUGAAAUGUGAAGUAUUGUUACAUAUACCAUCCAUAUACAAUAAUAUACAAAAAAAAAAGACUAUUGUAUUGGUGUGCAUUAAUUUGUUAGAAUGAACUUAGGUGAGUUUUGUGAGAAUGAGGCAAAAGGGGUUGUUCAAAGUUUGGUGUUGGAUAGUGAGAAAAGUGAAUUAGUGAAGGCUAGUGGAAGAGUGGAGAAAAAAAUUGGAAAAUCAGAGGGGAAAACAAUUGCUGCAUUGAAGAGCCAUAGCGAGGCAGAGAGGCGAAGAAGGCAGAGGAUCAAUGCUCAUUUGUCCACACUCAGGAAUCUUGUGCCAUCUUCUGAUAAAAUGGACAAAGCAGCAUUGUUAGCUGAAGUAGUCUGUCAAGUGAAACGAUUGAAGGAAACAGCAACUAAUGUUAGUGAAAGGUUCUUCAUACCAUUGGACUCUGAUGAAAUAAAAGUUGAAAUAAUUGCUGAAAAUGCAAUAGAUGGGACAUGUCUUUACAGGGCAUCCAUUUGUUGUGAAUACAGGCCUCAUCUUUUAUCAGAUUUAAAGGAAACUAUCAAUUCUCUUCAUGUGAAUUUAGUGAAGUCAGAAAUAUCAACGUUAGGAAGUCGCGUGAAGAACGUGUUUCUCUUCACGAAUUUGAUCGAUGGAGGACGUGCCAAUACUGAGGCUCGGGAAAUUUUCUUAUCCUCUGUUCGACAGGCGUUUAGUUGUAUACUGGAUAAAGUUUCUGCAUUUCCAGAAUAUUCAGCCUAUCCGAACAAGAGGCAACGUAUUUCUUGCUUCGAAUCUUCAAGCUUAUUAUUCUGAUGACGAUUAUCGCCAUUUUAUUAGUAUCAUUCAACUGCUUGUAUGUAUAUUGAUGUUUUCAUUAUCAUCAAAUAGUGGUUGAUUUGGAUUGGAAAUUUCAUGUUAUAUUGUACUGCCCCUCAGUGGCCUGAUGACUAUAUGUAAAUAGUUUGUUACCUAUUAUAGUACACACUCUUUAAUUUGUGUAUGCAGAAAGGCACAUUUCUUAAAUGGAGGGUGAUUG
Molecule: messenger RNA, 1557 nt
Organism: Solanum tuberosum (potato)
Lineage: Eukaryota; Viridiplantae; Streptophyta; Magnoliopsida; Solanales; Solanaceae
Product: transcription factor bHLH30-like
Exons: 2
Coding region: 627-1334 (235 amino acids)
Biological process (GO): regulation of DNA-templated transcription
Molecular function (GO): protein dimerization activity; DNA-binding transcription factor activity
Source: RefSeq, a predicted model, not a curated record